Lolium perenne is the source of this 448-nucleotide messenger RNA. RefSeq lists its product as uncharacterized. Lineage: Eukaryota; Viridiplantae; Streptophyta; Magnoliopsida; Poales; Poaceae. Gene Ontology annotation, biological process: transposition. The record is from RefSeq and is a predicted model, not a curated record.
CGGUGGGGAGGACCUCGAGGAGGAUGAGGGGCUGGGGGGUAUGCCGCGGGAGCUAGACCCGACCCUAGUUUGGUCUCCGCCGGUGGAGGAGGUGUACGUUGCAGCCGAGGAGAGGCUGGAACCACGGGACAAGAAGCCGUAUAGGCGCGGGAUUACGAAACUCCCCAAGCUAAAAACUUGGGCCUUCCGCGAUGUUGUUCUCGUGCCCGCUGGAAAGAGCAUGUUCAAGUAUGGCGACCCGAGGAGGAAGCCGACACGUGAGUACCCGAACAUCCUUGGAGGCAUAAUUAGGAAGCAUUUCCCUGGGAUUGUCAAUCUCCCUACUGGUGGCCGCGACGUGGCUUGGACUUGGAAGCACUACAGCUACGCGGAAGAUCCUAGCGGCAAGUACGGAAACAUGCAAGAGCGGGUUGUCCGCCACUUACGGAAAUACUUCCACGAGGGCUGA